Messenger RNA from Leopardus geoffroyi (Geoffroy's cat), 963 nucleotides. Its product is annotated as olfactory receptor 7G3-like. Gene Ontology annotation, molecular function: olfactory receptor activity; G protein-coupled receptor activity. Gene Ontology annotation, biological process: G protein-coupled receptor signaling pathway. NCBI's taxonomy places the organism in Eukaryota, Metazoa, Chordata, Mammalia, Carnivora, Felidae. The record is from RefSeq and is a predicted model, not a curated record. Gene Ontology annotation, cellular component: membrane.
AACAUGGAAUCAGAAAACCAGACAGAAGUAUCAGAAUUCCUCCUCCUGGGUCUCUCGGAGGAUCCAGAACUGCAGCCCCUCCUGUUUGGGCUGUUCCUGUCCAUGUACCUGGUCAGCGUGCUCGGGAACCUGCUCAUUAUCCUGGCCGUCAGCUCUGACUCCCACCUCCACACCCCCAUGUACUUCUUCCUGGCCAACCUGUCCUUUGUCGACAUCUCCUUCACCUCCACUAUAGUCCCCAAAAUGCUGGUGAACAUCCAAACACAGAGCAAAUCUAUCACUAUAGAUAGAUAGAUAGAUAGAUAUAGAGGCUGUCUCAUUCAAGUAUACUUUUUCAUGGUUUUUAUAUGUAUGGACAAUUUACUCCUAACUACGAUGGCUUAUGACCGCUAUGUGGCCAUCUGCCACCCUCUGUAUUACAGGGUCAUCAUGAACCCUCGCCUCUGUGGCCUGCUGAUUCUUCUCUCCUUGUUCAUUAGCAUUAUGAAUGCCCUGCUCCACAGUCUGAUGCUGGUGCACCUGUCCUUCUGCACAGACUUGAAAAUCCCCCAUUUCUUCUGUGAGCUUGCUCAAAUCCUUGAACUUGCCUGUUCUGAUACCCUUAUCAAUAACGUCCUGGUGUAUUUAGUGACUAGCCUGUUGGGUGUUGGUCCUCUCUCAGGGAUAAUUUUCUCUUACACCCGAAUUGUCUCCUCCAUCUUGAGAAUCCCAUCAACUGGUGGAAAGUUCAAAGCUUUUUCCACCUGUGGGUCUCACCUGUCUGUUGUUUGCUUAUUCUAUGGGACUUGUGUUGGAGUCUACCUUAGUUCUGCAUCUUCUCUCUCUCCCGGGAAGAGGGCAGUGGCCUCAGUGAUGUACACGGUAGUCACUCCCAUGAUGAACCCCUUUAUCUACAGCCUGAGGAACAGGGACAUCAAGGGAGCCUUGAGGAAACUCAUCUCUGGAAUGUCUUCGUUUUCAUGA